Molecule: messenger RNA, 2547 nt
Organism: Colletotrichum gloeosporioides
Lineage: Eukaryota; Fungi; Ascomycota; Sordariomycetes; Glomerellales; Glomerellaceae
Exons: 1
Coding region: 1-2547 (848 amino acids)
Source: RefSeq, a predicted model, not a curated record
AUGGAGAGCCAAACCCACGACACUGCCACCAGGCCGUACCAGUACGAAUCUCUGAACCACGAUCAGUUGGAGUUUCGACUACUUCAUCUCUUACCCGCGGACGAUUCCGCCGAGCCGCUUGCAUGCCGACUAGAGAUUGUAACUGGUCGCACUCGUCCACAUUUUGAGACGCUGUCGUACACUUGGGGAGGAGAAGCACCAUGCGAACCUGUGCUAGUUAACGAGGCAUACCUUCUGAAUAUCACGCCAAACCUAGCAAGCUUUCUACGACAGCGCCGAGACCCAACUGCAGAUGUUACAAUCUGGAUUGAUGCAGUGUGCAUUAACCAGAAUGACGUCGCCGAAAAGAACCAACAGGUGUCUGUCAUGAGUGCCCUCUACAUCGCUUCUCGCGCUGUCACCAUCUGGCUUGGACCAGCAGCCGACGAUAGUGACGUCGCGAUGGAGAAGCUAGCGGUACUCUCAAGGUCAACUGUCUACAGCAGAAUGCCUUCUGUUCCACCGGAGACGGCGGCUGCGAUCGGAAAUCUUCUCAAUAGGCCUUGGUGGACCAGGGUUUGGAUCGUUCAAGAAGUCUGCUGGGGCGCUCUCGGGGGCGGGCUGAUGACAGCUACAGUUCGCUGCGGUAGCAAAUCUAUCAGCUGGCAUGAUCUUGUCCUCGCAUGCGGGCGGAUCAAAGUCCAUGAAACCAGCCUUCGCCAGUCGAUUCCCCAUGUGGAAAGCGUUCUGCAUCUCGAGUCGGUCCGCUGGAGUGGCGAGCAUAUCUAUACGAAGGGUCACACCACGGGAUUUGAUCAGAACGACUUCUUGCAACUAGUUUCAAAGUAUCGGCAUUUUGACGCAACUGAUCCAAGGGACAAGAUCUAUGCUCUGCAGGGAAUGUUGAGGAACAGACCCGGGCUGGACACGACGCAGCUGCCUGUGGAUUAUGGCAUCGAUAUGGAGGAAUUGUACCAAAGAUUUGCCAUUAUCACAGCAGUCAGAGCCCCUGGGCUAGGAAUACUGCAACACUGUUCCGGGUCACUGGAUGACUACUUCAGUGGCAGACCAUCUUGGGUUCCUGACUGGUCUCUCAAGCGUCGAGAAAGACCUCUGCCCAACCGGGCAUCCGAGGUCAAGGAAGCAAUCCCAUGGUGGGCUGUGCCGCAGCAGAACGGCAAUACCAUUGGCUACCCCACCACGCACAGCAAAGCGAGAGACAUGGCACAAGAGGCUCUAGAAGACACAAGAGGUGUAGCGGUCGCCCUAUCUCAAGCAGAGAUAUUGAGCGAACUACCACCAGACCAACCAGAUGCUAAAAACACCAUACAAGACCUCAUUCGGCGAGGGGAAGUUGUGCUGACGUGCUUGCCAAGUGAGCCUCGCAUCGAUGCCGAAACUGAAGCAAGCAUGUCUGAGAUCUUCGAUCGAAUCAUGACAUCCAACGAGAGAAUAACCCAGCGAGCAUUCCUCCGGGAUUGGCUUGACGAGACAAAAGAGAAACGACCGCCCUACUCUGCAGGAAUUAGCCAAGCCACCAGCAGCACGCCGACAUUCUCGCAUGAUCUCAAGAGCAUGACUGUCGAUGGAAUUCUUUGGGACACCAUCGAGUCAACACACGAACCAUUCCCUGAGGAUUUAGACUCAAACUGGGAGGCUUCUACUCACUUCAUGAUCGCUGUCGCUCAGUGUAAGAGUAUGGCAAUGAUUCAAAACCAUGACUUGAAUCCAUACGGAAGUGAGGAUGCCAGAGAGAGCGCAUUCUGGGAUGCUUUGUUCGCUGGACAGGUUGUCGAUUUAUCAACAAGCCCUGACGAUUGGCUUCCUCGCCUGCCGCCAGCAUGGAGCAGUACAAAACCGCCGCUGACAUCAACCAAGCCAGGUCAAGUGGAAUUGGCUGAGAUAUCUGAAAUCUUCAAUAAAAAUUCUCGGCCCACGAGAGAUGCUGGUGAGGAUAGAGACUGGCUGGCUGUAGGAUUUGAAAAGUCUUUUGACCCGCAGUAUUGGACAGAAGCAGAACGGCUCCAAAAGACAGAGCUAUUCCAAGAGCUGGCGAACUUGUGGCACUCGCAGCCAUACGAUCUCUAUCACCGCCCCUUCAAGCUUCCAGCAGUUGUACCGGAUGCUUACUGGACUUGUCGCGUUCGGGACGAUAAAAGAGCGCGAGCGCUGAGCGCCGCAUCACGCUGCAAAAAAUGGAUCAACGGCAUCAUAAGUCCCGAUGAACAGAGCGCCAAACGCAGGAGGAAACAAGCUCUUAAAACCUUCGCCAAGACACCAUCAAUCAUUCCUCAGGAAACAGUCGACUUUCCUGUGGAGAAGUAUGCUCUAGGACGUCGAUUCUUUGUCACAACGCGCGGAUAUUUGGGCAUUGGUCCUGCAAACGCUCAUCCGGGUGAUCAUGUUGCUAUUUUGAUCAGCUCACAAGUGCCAUUUAUCCUCCGUGGAUGCAAGGAUAAUGGCUACAGAAUUGUGGGUGAGACCUAUGUGUCCGGUAUCAUGAGCGGAGAGGCUGUAGAUUUGCUUGUCAAAGAAGAGCAGGUGCUGGAUCGCAUCAAGUUAGUCUGA